This is a messenger RNA of Closterium sp. Naga37s-1, 5730 nucleotides long. NCBI's taxonomy places the organism in Eukaryota, Viridiplantae, Streptophyta, Zygnematophyceae, Desmidiales, Closteriaceae. The record is from the annotation of a GenBank genome assembly.
AUGGGCGCGGGGAGCUUCCGCGCGUGCUUCUUUCCGCACAGCGGAAUGGUGGCGGGGGACUGGGACCCCGAGGACAUGGCCGAGCGCGCGGAGCGCAUUCACCGCCUGCGGAGCAGACGGAUGAAGGGGGCAGGGGAAGGGGGGACGGCGGAGGAAGUGGCGGAAGAUGCGCAAGGGGAACUGGGGAGCGGGGAAGCUGGGGGGAGCUCCGGGAAAUCGCCGCGGAAGGGGGGAGUAAGACAAGGCAACGGUAACAAGGACGAAGCAGAAAGGAAAGAGCAGGGAGCAGCUGUUGGCGGUGGAGAUCCUAAUAGCGCGGAGGUUGAUAACGAGGAUGACCAAGGCAGCGACGAGGGCAUGGCUUUAGACGAUGAAAUCCGCGAGCCGAGCUCGUUAAUGGAAGCAAUAGCUCUUAGGCGGUCCCUGCAGCGAGUAAGGGAUGAGGAGGACGCAGGGAGGGUUGACUGCGGCGAGAGGGGAAGAGAGGGAAUGGAAGGAGAGAGUGGGGGAGGUAACGGGGAGAGGGAUGCGCGUGAGGCAAGGGGGGGUGCGAUUCAGGGCUUGGGGAUUCACGGAGGGGGGCGAAAGGGGGAAGGUGUGGCGGAGGCGGGGAGAGAGGAGGUAUGGGGAAGGGAGGGAGAGAGGGAGAAGGAAAGGGUAGGGCAUGGGGAGGGGAUGGUGUGUGAGAGGAGGCGGAGCAGGAGCGGCAGUGGGAGUGUGAGGAGCAGUCUGUGUAGCAUAGAGGAGGAUGAGGGGGACAACGCUGAUCGUAGCACAGCUCUUUCCACUCAUUCUCGAGAUGUCUUUUCAAGCCACGCUGCUGCAAGUAGCGCAUCUGACACUAACGAUUUUCCAGUGGCGAAUGAUGCGGCAUGCAUGAACCUGGGAGGAAUGGCGGGUGAUAAGGAAGGAAAAGAAGGCAGGGAAGGGCAGGUAGGUUCGGAAGGGACGGAAAGGGCGGAAGGGCAGGUGCCACCUGGGGCAGGGCGUAUUGCUGAAGGGCGGUUCCCAGACAUGCCGCCGGCAGGGCACAUGCGGGGCCGAGGAGGGAGUGAAGGAGCGGAGCUGGUCCGCGUUUCACCUGGCAGAUCACCUGGCAUGUCGCCUGCCUUUUCACCUGGGCAUCCGGCUUCGCCAACUCCUGCGUUUUCACCUGGGCACUCACCCUCCGGGACCCCUGCCCGAUCACCCCUGCGCCCUCCCCGCCCAUCUCGGUCGUCAUCUCUCUCAGAAGGAAGGCUGGAAGUGAAGCAAGAUGGUCGCUCAGGCAGCCCUGCUGCUGCCCGUACCCAAUCCAUAUCAGCCUCGGCAUCAGCCUCGGUAUCAGCCUCGGCAUCAGCCUCGGUAUCAGCCUCGGCAUCAGCAUCGCUGUCGCCAUCCAUGUCCCCAUCACGCCUCCUAGCAGGCAUGCCGUCGCACCCCUCGCCAAAUAUCCCCGUGUCCAAGUCUGGAUUUGAUCUCCCCCCUGCCGCCCACUCUUGGGCACCCGCCACCACCUCACACGCCUCCCCUCCUUCCUCCCACUUCCACCUUGCUCCCUCCGUUACACAGCAACAGCAGCAGCAACAGCAGCAGCAGCAGCAGCAUCAUUCCAAGUCACUUUUAGAUGGGGCAAGCACCACUGUAGAUCCCAUGGUGACUGUAAGGAGGGUUCCCAGGGUCCCGGGGGGCAAGGGGGGCUGGAGGGACGCUGCUGCUGCAGGAGGAGACGAUUUUGGGCUUGGAACCUCAGGAGGUUCGGCAGAAACAGGUUCGGCAGCGGGAGGCUCGGGACUCCGAGGCUCGGUUCUGCAAUCCCGGUCGUUCCGAGGAGGCUCGGCCGGAGCUGCGAUGGCUGCAGCUGCAGCAGCAGCGGCAGCGGCUGUAGCAGGUGGGGGUGGGGCAACGGGUGCUAAUAGCCCGUUGCUGCAGGCUAAGAGAAGACAGGCAGGAUCAAGUUCUAUGAGAGGGAAGAGUUUAGCAGCGUUGGAUUUUGAAAGGAUGCUGGCGAGUGGGGGAGUCGAGAGGAGAGGGGGCGGUGAUGGUGGUGGUGGCGCUGCUGGUGGUGGCUUGGGUGGUGGUAUGGGAAGAGGAGUGGAUGGAGAGGGGGAGGAUUCGGAGUGGGAAGGGAGAUUGGAGCUCGAGGAGUGGGAGAGGGCGAGUGGGAUUGGAGUGAGGGGGAUUGGAAAGAGGGUCAUUGGAGUGAGGGAGGCGGGAGUGAGGGAGGAUAAGGCAGGAGGUGAAGGGCUUGGGGAGGAGGAGGUUCGAAGACCACCAGGGGACGCACUGUUGCUUCCAGCGGAGGCUGGCCAGUCAGCAUUCGAGGGGGCAAUUUUUGAGUUGACCCAAAAGGUUGGGGAGGAGGAGGUUCGAAGAUCACCAGGGGAAGCAGUGUUGCUUUCAGCGGAGGCUGGCCAAUCAGCGUAUGACAGGGUGGGUGGGGGACUUGGAUGGAGACUCUGGGGGAAAAACGUGAUGCAGGGAGUUUGCAAGGGGGAGAGAGGAGUCUGCAAGGGGGAGGGGAGAGUUUGCAAGGGGGAGGGGGGAGUUUGCAAGGGGGAGUGGGGAGUUCGCAAGGGGGAGGGGGGAGUUUGCAAGAGGAAGAGGGGAGUUUGGCAGUGCAGGCGUGUGGAAGCAGAGAGGAGAUUUCUUAUGGGGCGCCUCAAAAGUCGUCUGCUGCGUGAGAAGGAAAGAUGGGAGGAGGGAAGGGAGGAAGGAAGGGGAGAAAAGGGAUGGGGGAGGGGACGGGAAGGGGAAGGAUGCAAAAGGGGAAGGAGAAGAGGGAGGAAGUGGAGAGAUUGGAAGAGGAGAAAAGAGGAGGGAAAGAAGAGUGUAACGAUCGAAGAGGGCAGAAUUGGAGGGGAUAGGAUUCAAGAGGAUAGGGAUGAGGUGGAGGGGGGUGGAGAGGCAGAAUCAUCGGAAGGUGUGAUAGAGUGGACCAAGCUAGGAGUCGUGAAAGGGAGGGAGAAGACGAGGGGAGAAAGAGAGAGAGCAGGAGAGGGGGACAAGGAGAGAGAAGGAGAGAGAGAAAGGGAGAGAGAAAACAAGAGUGGGGGAGGCAGAGGAGGGGAGUGUAGCAAGGGAGAGGGAGCAGCAGAGGCAGCCACCACUGAAGCUGGGCUGUCUGGAAAACUCACAGAGGGAGCAACUCCUGCUGCUGCUGUUAUGCCUGGUUUGCCUCGAGAUUUCACCAUGGCAGAUUUGGGCGCUUCUCCUGAGACGUCUCAACGGGGUGCUGCUGCUGUCAUGCCCGGUUUGCCUCGAGAUUUCACCAUGGCAGAUUUGGGCGCUUCUCCUGAGACGUCUCAACGGGGUGCUGCUGCUGUCAUGCCCGGUUUGCCUCGAGAUUUCACCUUGGUGGACCUGGGCAAGCCUUUUGAGUCCGCUGAAAAGGGUGCUGCUGCUGCUGCUGUUUCUGUACCGGGCGAGGAACUGAGAGGAGGAGUCAUGUCCCAAGGGAGGCCAGAGGUGGAAGAAGAAGCGGACGCUCAGGAGGGGAUGGGUUCAGAGCUCGUGUUCAAAGGCAAGAAGAUUCGAGUGAGAAGCGAGCAGGAGCAAUGCGAUGCUCACAGUGGCCAGGAGGUGCUGGCCGAGCAGCGCGAGCAGGGCGCGCAGGGCGAGCAGGGCGAGCAGGGCGAGCAGACCUGUGAGGCGCCUCAAAAGCAGGCAGAGCAGGGCAGACAGGAUGAUGAGCAGGGCGAGGGCGACCCUAUGACAGGCGGUCUCCAAGCCCCUCAACACGAUCCCCACCUGCCUCCUCUCAACACGGUUCAGCCCACCACUCGCCCACCAGUUCUGGUUUCCAGCUUCUCAGGCUCCUCCCAGCGCUCUUCUCCCCCCACACCCUUUGGCUUCACCGGCACCAGCAGCAGCAGCGGCGGCGGCGGUGGCGGCGGUGGUGGGGGUGGUGUGAGUGGUGUGAGAGAUGGGCAGCACUGGGAUCAUCAUGGGCCUUCAGGUGCUGCUGCUGCUGCUGGGGGUGGGUUUCUAGCAGGGGGUGCAGCAGGGAGCAGCAGUAAGUGGCAGUGUGGUCGGGAGUUUGGGCCGAUAGGGGCGGCUAGAGUGAGGGCUCAGAGGUGCAGGGAGCACUGGACUCUGCUGUUCAUGGAUCUGCUCGAUCUGAUGCUCAAACGGACGGCUGGAGAUGAGUCUGUGGACAAUGAGGGCGAUCUGAUGGUGAAUCGGACGGCUGGGGAUGGGCCUCAACGGUGGCUCAGCAUGGAAGCUGGUGCAGUUGCUGCUGCCGGUGCCUAUGGCAGUGGUAGUAGGGGCAGAGGAGCGGGGGAGCGUGAGGGGGACGAGGAGGAGGAGGAGCAGGAGGGGGCGUAUGGGAAGUCGCUGACAACAGCAGCAGUGGAAGGGGGCAGCGGACCGCAUGGCCUAUGCAGGCGACGGGAGGGGGCGAGGGCAGAGCGGGGAUACACAGACCAGUUCCUCGCCUCGCGCUGCCACCACGACAACAUCCUCGUUUUUGUCGGCCUCGCUGCAGCGGUGAGCGUGUGGCGCCCCGCUACAGCCGCCCUCAUUCUCCUGCGCCUGCUCGACCGCAUCGCCUUCUUCGAGCUACAGCUGGAGCGAGAGCAGGCUUUAAUGCAGCAGCAGCAGCUGAUGCUUCUUCAGUUCAACCCAGACGCAGACGAACCUGUUUCUCACAAAUCCACCGCUCUGCACCCCUCUCACCGACCCCCCAGCUCGAGCUUCGGCGGCGCCACCUCCGGCAGAGGCUCGGAGAGUUCCGAAGCUACCUCAGGUCUGGGAACCAUGUCCCUAGCAGCUAUGGCAGAGGUAGCACUAGCAGAAGGGCUUGCAGCUGCCACCCACUCGAGCCUGGAGGAACGGUGUGAGGAGCAGGAUCGGCUGUACCUACAGCUCAGCCUCGGCCCGGGCCUGCUGGGGAUGACCCUGGCGGCGACGAUGAGGGAACUUGAGCAUAUACACCCGGACGACAGCAUGGCAAUUGCGAGUCUAGCCCAGGAAUUAGGGUUAGACGAGGCGGCGUUUCAUGCCGCACUGAGGGCCGUUUCCAGUGGGAGGCUCAAGGCUGCUGGGUUCGAUCGGGUGAUUGGAAUGGUGUUUACAGGUAGAGGGGUUGAGUCGGUUACAAUGCGGUUUGCUAGGCUGGCUGCUGCGGUGAAAACGGCCCAGUUCUGGGGGUCUGGGGGCCCUGGGGCGGGAGAGGGGGCCCAUCUCUCUCCCCUCUCCUCUCCUAAUACAGGAGGGAGGAGUGCUGGGGGAGCAGCGCAAGGGGGGAGGAGCGCAGGAGCAAGCAGUAGUAGAGGUGGGGGGACAGGCUCAGACGCUGCCGUCAAGGCAGAUCCAGAUAUUACCUCCCUAGAGCAGCAGCAGCAGCAGCAGCAGCCAAAGCUGCCGCCUCUGAUCCUCUCUCCCCUCUUCCACUUCCUCUCCUGCUCUCUCUGGUUCAACAGUUCCCUCAGCUCCCCCUCCCCGUCUCUCUCCGCGGCUGCUCCUGGUUGGGCUGCUGCUGCCUUUGCAGUUGCCUCUAGUUGGGGCUCUGCGCUUGCCUCCCAGGCUAGUUCCGGAGCUGCAGCUGCAGCAGCAGGCUCGGGGAAAGGCUCGGCGACAGGGUCGGUGGGUGGGUUGUGGGCGGCUGGCAGAGCAAGCGCUCCUGGGGUUAGUGCUAGCUUAAGCGGUGCCUCAGGUGGUUCUUCAGGUGGUGCCCCAGGUGGUCCUUCAGGUGCCGGCAACAAUGCUGAUGGCCUGGUCCCUGGUGGUAGUGUGUCGAACUGGUAG